ACUGAAGUAACUCAAUUGUUUACGAGGAUAUCUCUGCGAGUACUGUUUAACAUUUGUCUGAUUUUUGCGUCUUUAGAAAAUGUCGGCAAAAUGAGGAAACAAGAAGAAACUACUAGAUCGGAACGGAAAUUCAGCUGGAGCGCCGAGCCGGUCCUGUCCGACGACCUGAAAGAGCCCAUCCCUGAAAUCGACGUAUUCGUAGCCGAAAUCACGGACAGGAAACAGACGAGCAAGUUAGUCCAGAACUUGAACAAAGUGCUACCGAUCCAAAACCUCCGACAUUUGAAGAGGAUGAAAGGCUCCCAGAUCCUGAUCAGCCCCGUCUCCGAGCGAUCUCCCAGCGAGCUGACAGACCUCAUCUCGGGAAGCGGCCUGGAUUUUUCAGGGCUGUCCCUCAGUUUCACGAAACUCCCGGUCGCGUCCCGCCAGCCCCUAGUCCGAUCCCAGUUCCUGGCGGCGAACCAAAAAUGGCCGUGCAACUUCCACGAGAACAAGGCGCUGGAAAAGAUGAUCCUCGGCGAAUAUUUUUCGCCGGCCGAGAACGCCGCACACGAGAGGUUCAUGAGUACGGCGCUAGAUGCCGCUAAAAGCGUUGGCGACGGUGGUUCCCGCGUCGGUGCUGUGAUAGUCGAUCCCGCUAAGAAGGAAAUCGUGGCCGUUUGCGGAGAUUCGAGGAACCGGAAUCCGGUUCAGCAUGCGGCAAUGGUGGUUGUCGACCUCGUUGCGAGGUCGCAAGGGGGUGGCGCUUGGCCUGUCAACCCCGGUGAUUAUUUUCUACCCCCGACGCCCUCGGAAGACGCCCCAUCGGAAUUCGUGCACAAGAAACGGAAAAUCUCAGACGAUCUGGAAGCUUCACCGAGUUCCGGUGGUGAGGCGCCCAAAGGCCCCUAUCUAUGCACUGGCUAUGACGCCUACCUUACUAGAGAGCCUUGUGUUAUGUGUUCGAUGGCCCUUGUUCAUAGUAGAGUUAGAAGGGUGUUCUAUGGCGCCCCAAGCGAAAGGGGUGCCCUUGGUACCAUGACGAAAAUCCAUCUAGUCCGAGCGCUCAACCAUCAUUAUGAAGUGUUUAAAGGUGUUAUGAAAGAAGACUGUAAGCAAUUGGAAUGUCCGAGCUAGCGUGUAAAGUUUUGUAAAUAUUUUGUACUCAAUAAAAUUUUAUUUGACCUUUUUAA
Bemisia tabaci is the source of this 1172-nucleotide messenger RNA. The record is from RefSeq and is a predicted model, not a curated record. Lineage: Eukaryota; Metazoa; Arthropoda; Insecta; Hemiptera; Aleyrodidae.